Physeter macrocephalus (sperm whale) is the source of this 5005-nucleotide messenger RNA. It is a transcript of the gene GPR20, whose product is annotated as G protein-coupled receptor 20. Lineage: Eukaryota; Metazoa; Chordata; Mammalia; Artiodactyla; Physeteridae. Gene Ontology annotation, biological process: positive regulation of Rho protein signal transduction; phospholipase C-activating G protein-coupled receptor signaling pathway. The coding region runs from base 1010 to 2056 and encodes 348 amino acids. Gene Ontology annotation, molecular function: G protein-coupled receptor activity. The transcript has 2 exons. Gene Ontology annotation, cellular component: plasma membrane. The record is from RefSeq and is a predicted model, not a curated record.
CACCCCGCUCCCUCCCGCUGGUGCACUGCAGCCGCGUCCCCCACCAGGCUCAGAGCCCCCCACCAGGCUCAGAGCGUGGAGGCCAGGGGCCUGUCUCCGGCCUGUGUCCUCAGUGAGGUUUACGACACACCGCCCCACCCUCCUGGGCUUUGUCACGUCCAGGUCUUUCCUGCGCACCCGACCCUCUGUGUUCCCGCAGAGCCACCAGCACUCACAGAGGUUAUGCUGGGUCACAACGUGGCGCCAGGCCGGAGCACGGCGUCAGGCAUGCGUGUGCCCCUGCGAGGCCACAUCCACCCCAGGGACACACACGAGGGGACGCAAACAGAGACCCAGACAACACACGUCCGAGACCUCGGUCACGGGCCCCCCCACCCAGGGCCAGAACAGGCAAACGGAACUGGAGAGCAGCGCGGCAACCCAGACCUGCACGGGGCAGCCGGGAUGGCCAGAGGCAGCCCGGGAUGCCUUUGUCCCCUCCCAGGCAGAAAACCGACGUGCGUGUGCCCCCGGCUCCUACAGCACACGUUGAGUGCCAGCCGAGCCCUCCAGGGCCCAGGCAGCCUCCCCACAGAGGACGCUGUGGGGGACAGAGUGCCAGGCUGGAGCCGCUGUGCCCCUUCCCCUUCCCGCGUGGUGCAGCUUCGGCUCUGCCCUCCGUGCCUCAGUUUCCUCCUCUGCCUGGCCGGGCCUGCGGACUCCGCUGCCCCAGGCUCCCUCCCGCAGGGCCCUGAACCACGCUCCUCAGGGGGCCGGCGGGGGCGGGGAAGACGCCCGCCCCGCCCCCACCCCGCCCCCGCCCCCACCCCCCCGCUGCCUUUGCCCAAAAGGAGCCCCGAGCGCGGGCCUGACGUCAGCCCCCAGGAAGGCGAGGUCCGUAGGGAAGCUGGAGUAAGUGGCCCACAGAGCCGCAGCCGCGGCCGUCUCCUCUCCACGCGGGCGAAGCUGCGGCCCCGGGCGUGCGCUGGCCGCUGUCACGCCCUCCGCGUCUUCCGCAGGGCCCUCGGCCAUGGCUGCCCCCAAUGCCACGGCGGCGGCAGUGUGGACUAACGUCAGCGUGCCGGAGAUGCCCCUGUUCCACCUGUUCGCUCUGCUGGACGAGGAGCUGCACGCCGCCUUCCCGGGCCUGUGGCUGGCGCUGAUGGCAGUGCAUGGCGCCAUCUUCCUGGUGGGGCUGGUGUUCAACGGGCUGGCGCUGUACGUCUUCGGCUGCCGCACCCAGGCCAAGACGCCGUCGGUCACCUACACCAUCAACCUGGUGGUGACCGACCUGCUGGUGGGCCUGUCCCUGCCCACGCGCUUUGCUGUCUUCUACGGCACCCGCGGCUGCCUGCGCUGCGCCCUCCCGCACGUCUUUGGCUACUUCCUCAACAUGCACUGCUCCAUCCUCUUCCUCACCUGCAUCUGCGUGGACCGCUACCUGGCCAUCGUGCAGCCCGAUGGCUGCCGCCGCUGGCGCCAGCCUGCCUGCGCCAGAGCCGUGUGCGCCUUUGUGUGGCUGGCCGCCGGCGCCGUGACGCUGUCCGUGCUGGGCGUGACGGCCACCGGCGGGCCCUGCUGCCGCGUCUUUGCGCUGACCGUCCUGGAGUUCCUGCUGCCGCUGCUGGUCAUUAGCAUAUUCACCGGCCGCAUCGUGUGUGCGCUGUCCCGGCCGGGCCUGCUGCGCCAGGGCCGCCAGCGCCGCGUGCGGGCCGUGCAGCUGCUGCUUACCGUGCUCAUCAUCUUCCUCGUCUGCUUCACGCCCUUCCACGCCCGCCAGGUGGCUGUGGCGCUGUGGCCCGACGUGCCCCACCACACCAGCCUCGUGGUCUAUCAUGUGGCCGUGACCCUCAGCAGCCUCAACAGCUGCAUGGACCCCAUCGUCUACUGCUUCGUCACCAGCAGCUUCCAGAACACUGUCCGUGGCCUCUUCCGCCGGCAUGGAGCAGAGCGCGAGCCCAACAGCUGCGACGUGGUCGGCGUGCGCAAGAGCUCCAAGGACCCAGCUCACCAUCACAUCCUCGGCGCCAGACCUCGAGCCCUCACGCAGGCCCUGGCUCAUGGGCCUGAGGCUUAGUUGGUAGGACUUUGCAAGGGGGCCAAAGGUCAGGGCUGGACUGGACAUGCCAGGUCAGGGACAGCACAGAUACCUGCUCUACCCGGGUGGCAAAUUGGGUUCACCCGAUCAAUUGGUGAUGGCUGCCCGGGGCACUGCGUGGAGGAAGUGUCUAAGGCCACUGUGCUAUGAUUGAUUAGCAAUGUCUGCCAUGGGCUCUAGAUAGGAUGUGGUGGUCCGAAUGCUGAUAAUUUGCCAUCCCUAAGGUAAAUAUUGUAUCCAUUGAAAACUCAGAGGGGUGGCCAGGAGCUGCUUCUCACUUGGACCACUCAACCUCUAGAAGGGCUUCCUGAGAAACAUGGACAAAGAUGUUUCAGAUACUGGGAAUUUCAAAGAGGGUUAAAAAGAUAACCUGAAGAGGUUCCCUCCCCACCCCUCCCCCUUUUUCUCCCUCCCCCACAAAGAGAGAAGAACAAGAACAGAAAGGAAGUGUUAGAGGACGCAGAUGUUAUGUGAGCGGACGUGAAGGGUUCACGUCUGCAGGGCCUCCGUGUGAGGCAUCCAUAAAUCACACAGAAAGACAGCCUGACACCGUGGGGUGCUUUGCUGUGAGUACUGUGAUAUCUGGGCUGACGCUCGAACCAGAAACUACCCUACAAAGGGGAGACUGUUUUCCACCCGCCAGCCAUGAGGGGGAGGCUGAGUGGCACGUACAGGUGCCAUGAGUGGGAGAUGGCCAAUCAAAACUCAGCCCCACCUCCUCCAACAUCCCCUUGCCUGCCCCACGGAGACCGCUAAAAUCUUCCCAAAGCCCCCCACUUUAGGAACCAUCUUGGAAGACCCUGCCCGCUGGCCCAGGAGGGCAGCAGGCUCACAGCCCAUCCUAUGGAUGAGAAACCAAGGGCAAAGACACAGAGACUGGAACCCAGGCCUGCUGGCCUAAGGCCACCGUCUCCCCACACUCAGAACCCUUCAUUCUCCCUCUCAGCUGGCUCAUCAUGCCUCCCUGCCUUUCCUGGGGAGGGAGCAUUUCUCUGGCUUGGGCCUCUGGUCGCCUCCUCUGAGCUGGACUCCAGGAUAGCCUCUGCGUGCCUUCUAGUCGAACGUUCAAGCUCCCGUGAGCCGUCUCUAGACUGCUGUAUGGGGGGAGGGCGUCUGUUGUGAGAGAGGAGCUCUGGGCGUCCCAGGCGCCUCUAGCCACCAGGCUCCACCCUCUCACGUGGCCACCACCACUGAAACUGGUGAGAUGGUAUCUGGGCCCCAGGUCUGCCCUUUGUCUGCAGAGAAAUGUCCUGCAUGGGACUUCCCUGGUGGUCCAGUGGUUAAGACUCCGCAGGGGACAUGAAUUCGAUCCCUGGUCAGGAAACUAAGAUCCCACAUGCCACACGGUGCAGCCAAAAAAAAAAAAAAAAAAUGUCCUACAUGCUCGGUGGCUCCAGGCAGAGUAUCCUGGCCCCGAGUUCAGGGCCCUAGUGCAAGGCCUGGUUGGGAGGCAGAAAGGCCAUUUAUAUCCCCAUAUUACAGACAAGGAAACUGAGGCUCAAAGAGGGAAAGGACCUUGCCAGGGUCAUAGAGUACCCAGGUACUGCAAGACCAGUACUAUCUGCUGGAGCCCCGUGGGGUUGGCUCCUUUGGCCCUAGGACCUUGUGGGGUGGCCAAGGUGGGAGAUGCUGGAGCCCGGGGGAGUCCAAGGCCUGCUCAGUGAAGUGGUGGGGGAGCUGGACCCAGGGUUGCUUCCUGGGCCCGGGUGCUCAAGAAGCAAGGGGUGUGGUUGUCAGUAUCAGGACCACCAUCCUUGGCCUUGACUGGGUGCCGGGUACAGUAUGGAGCCGCCCCCCACCUCCCAGCUCAGAGACGGGCCCAGAGCCCCAUGGAACAGAGGAGGGGCCUGGCUCUUGGGAGAGGAGGGUGCGGGAGGGGGCUGUCUGUGCCAAGAAGCCCACGGUGUCAGCGAUGCUGACCCCAGGGAGUGGCACUUAGGGUGGGUUUUCAGGCAGGGAGGCUCUGACAGAGCUUUGUCUCUCCCCGGCCUGCAAGCCGGCACCUGGGCAGUCACACAGCAGAGGAGGGAAAGUCAGCGUGAGGUGUUUGUCCCAGCCCAGCACCACGUGUGGGCUUUCCUCCAGGGUCAGCAGCCCUGAUCCUAUCCCAGGUUCUCACUCUAAUUUAUACUAAAGAGUGAGUGGCUGACUUGAGCUGACUGCUGUGCUUGGGGGUGGAGGGGUUGCAAUUCUUCUGGAACAAUCCCUUCCUCAAGGAGGAGGGCGGUCUCUAAGGUAGGUGAGCCAGCGUGGGUCUCGGCAAACAUUGACCGGGCACCUGCUGGGUCCCAGGUCUGUCUGGCCCCGCUUCACACCCAGUGUCUCGUUAAUCCCCACCAUUCAUGGAAGUAAGAGCCCAGGGCAAGACUGGGAUCCAGAUCCAGGGUGGCCAGGCCCCCUCCCCUUGUCCCACAUGUGAAAUCCCACCAUCCAGCCUGGGUUCCUCAGGGACUGGAAGAGCCGUGGGGAUAAAGGAUGCCAGGGCCCAAGGGAGCCUUCCAUCACCCCCCAGAGCUGUCUGAUGGCCCCCAUGCAGAGCCCUCGCUAAGUGGGCCUCAGUUUCCCCCACUCUCCACUCGUCUCCCUCCUCUCUGUGGCCUUGCGCUGGCGGGCAGGGGGCUGGGUGCAAGGGAUUCACCACACGUGACCCCACAACUUCCCCAGACACUUGCUUCCUCCUCCUGACGGCUGGCUCCUCCCCACUCCCUCCAUGGGGACACAGGCCCAGGAGCCUCCAGAGGCCAGACCGGGACUGUCCUUGUUCCCACAGGGGCCAGAGUGUGAAGUCUCUGCAGUCCCCUCCACAUGGCCUCCCUUCCCAGAUUUUUGAAAAGCCCAAGUGAUGUGAGGUGGCUUGUGUAUUUAUAUCUGGUGUAAACAUUCUCCUUAACGAGGAAUCCUCGUCCUGAAUUAAAACUGUUUAUUCCC